Felis catus (domestic cat) is the source of this 2702-nucleotide messenger RNA. RefSeq names its product family with sequence similarity 76 member B (gene FAM76B). The record is from RefSeq and is a predicted model, not a curated record. The coding region runs from base 607 to 1623 and encodes 338 amino acids. The transcript is spliced from 10 exons. Lineage: Eukaryota; Metazoa; Chordata; Mammalia; Carnivora; Felidae.
AAAAAGACUGGAGGCAGAGAGUAAACCUCCGUCAACAGUUGUCCAAUUGGAUUGGGGAGUUCUCACUCAAACCUGCGACUGGCUGCUAGAUACAGCUACUGAGGGCUUUGGGCGGGGCGAGUUUGAAGCGGAUUUCGCGCGCUGAUAGCGUCGGGCUGUCAUUGGCCAGCAACUUCCUCCCUUUGUGGGAGCUCCCUGCGUACCCGGGGUUAGGGGUUGGGAGGAGCGACCGAGUGACGCAGUAGCCUUCCCAGCCAAUCCGAGAUGGGGAAGGGAGGCCGAGAAGGAAGCGGAUCCGCUGCCGCGCAGCUAAACCGCAUCGAAGUAUCCUCUUCGUCUCCCUCCGCCGCUAUAGGGGCCUAAGCGGGAGCGGCUGGGACGGCGUCACUGAGAGGGCUGGGGGCGGAAGUGGAGGCGGAGGGAGACAGUGUCGACCGCAGGGCCUUGGGCUCUCGCGCCGAGGCUCUGGUGGGCGCGAGGCAGGGGAGGGGGAGGAGGAGGAGCCCGCGGCCCGGGCGGCGGCGGCAGCGGCGGCGCCCGACUUCCCCGUAGGGCCCCGCCUCGGAGCGGGCUGCGGUGGAAGAGAGGAGGAGACUGAGGAGCAGGAUGGCGGCCUCGGCCCUGUAUGCCUGCACCAAGUGUACCCAGCGCUAUCCGUUCGAGGAGCUCUCCCAGGGCCAGCAGCUCUGCAAGGAAUGUCGGAUUGCGCAUCCUAUUGUAAAAUGUACUUACUGCAGAUCAGAAUUUCAACAAGAGAGCAAAACUAAUACAAUAUGUAAGAAGUGUGCUCAAAACGUGAAGCAAUUUGGCACACCUAAGCCUUGUCAAUACUGUAACAUAAUUGCUGCAUUUAUUGGUACAAAGUGUCAGCGUUGUACAAAUUCAGAAAAAAAAUACGGACCACCUCAGACCUGUGAACAGUGCAAACAACAGUGUGCUUUUGAUCGAAAGGAGGAAGGAAGAAGAAAGGUUGAUGGAAAGUUACUAUGCUGGCUCUGUACUUUAUCAUACAAGAGAGUUUUACAGAAGACAAAAGAACAGAGGAAGAGCCUGGGAUCUUCACAUUCAAACUCAUCUUCUUCAUCUCUUACUGAGAAAGACCAGCAUCAUUCAAAACAUCACCACCACCAUCAUCACCAUCACCAUCGUCACAGCAGUAGCCAUCACAAAAUCAGCAAUCUGAGUCCAGAACAAGAGCAGGGACUGUGGAAACAGAGCCAUAAAUCCUCUGCAGCAAUUCAGAAUGAAACUCCAAAGAAAAAGCCCAAAUUGGAAUCUAAGCCAUCUAACGGAGAUAGCUCUAUAAAUCAGUCAGCAGAUAGUGGGGGAACAGACAAUUUUGUCCUUAUAAGUCAACUGAAAGAAGAAGUGAUGUCACUUAAACGUCUCUUACAGCAGAGAGACCAGACCAUUUUAGAAAAAGAUAAAAAGCUAACCGAACUAAAGGCGGACUUUCAGUAUCAAGAGUCAAAUUUGAGAACAAAGAUGAACAGUAUGGAAAAAGCUCACAAAGAAACUGUGGAACAACUUCAGGCCAAAAACAGAGAACUACUCAAACAGGUCGCAGCAUUGUCAAAGGGUAAAAAGUUUGACAAAAGUGGAAGCGUACUAACAUCCCCUUGAGAAAGUAGUUUUUCAUGUAGUGUUUCUGCUGAAAAUGUACAUUUGAAAAAAAUUCUGUGAAGCCCUUAAAUUCUGUGUAGUGGAGAAAUAUUUUUGCACACCAAAUGAAUUGGCGUGUUUCCUAUUCACUUUUGUAACUGAUACACAGCAUUUUUUAAGUUGUAAAACGUUCAAAUAAAACUUCAACUGGUUUGAAGUUACUUUUUAAUUAUUUGAUAUCCAGGAACUUUUUUGCCAGCAAUAGUAUUAAACACUUGUAAAGGAGUGCAUGAGUAGUGCUCUUUAUAAAAUGCAACAGGCAAUAAUAGAUUACGGUUUUCAGAAGUCAGAGCAGCAGGGUUUGGGUUGGUUUUGUUUUGUGUUUUACACUAUACUAAUUUCAGAUAAAAGGUUUUCAAUUUAGAAAUACAAAAACUUUUAAACAAGGAAAAUGGUGAACACUGGUUUUUUGGUAAUUGUGUUUUUACUUUGCAUCAACAUGAACUUAGGAGAAAAUCAUGGUGCUUUUAUUAAAUGAACUUCAGAAUAUAUGUAAAUAUGUUUUUAAAAGUUACAUCAUUAACAUUAGUUAGUAAACUGGUAUUUUCAUUAUUCGUAUAGGAAUUAAUGUUUAUUGUACAGUAUCCAAGGUAAAAUGUGUUCUGUUUUGUACAAACUACUGUAGAUUUUUACUUACAAGUGCCUUUUUGCCACCUAAUGUUUUUAUUUAUAGGAAUGCCGAUCUUUUGUACAUACGGUUUGUUUUAAAAUCAUGUUUAAUAAAUGUUUGUAUAUAAAUGCAUAUGUACAGAAGCCUAUUUCAAAAGGAAAUCAAAGUUGUUAGUAAAAUGUUUGAGUUUGCAUUAAGAACUGAUAAUGCAUAUAGACUCUAGAUGAUUUUGUGGUUUGUGUGUGAUAUGAAAAGCUGUUGGUCACUGAAUUCAUUGAAUUAUGUAAAAAUACUUCCCCAAAGAUUUAAUUUUAAAUCGUUUCUGAUAGAGUAAUUUUAUUUUUUAUGUCCUAUGGCUUCAUGUUCAUAUUUUGUGAGUUACAUAUUUUGCUUUCUUUUUGUUUUAUAAAAGUUUUUUAAAAAUUUAUAA